Brassica napus (rape) is the source of this 3286-nucleotide messenger RNA. Its product is annotated as myrosinase-binding protein 2-like. Gene Ontology annotation, molecular function: carbohydrate binding. NCBI's taxonomy places the organism in Eukaryota, Viridiplantae, Streptophyta, Magnoliopsida, Brassicales, Brassicaceae. The transcript has 7 exons. The coding region runs from base 144 to 3014 and encodes 956 amino acids. The record is from RefSeq and is a predicted model, not a curated record.
CCCAUACAUAUAAUAUAAUAAACUGUGGCAUUUCACUCACUUUAUAUAUAUAGGGAGUAGCACUGCCCCAUGUCAAAUACUAUCAUUCUCACUCACAGCUGCUUUCCAACAUUAUAAGAUAUCUGACGGAUCUUAAGGCCAAAAUGUCUUGGGAUGACGGAACGCACGCGAAGGUGAAUAGAGUCCAGCUUACGUUUGAUGACGUCAUCAGAUCUAUCGAGGUGGAAUACGAGGGCACCAACGUUCAGCCCCAGCGUCGUGGCACCGUUGGCACCAACUCUGACGAAUUUACACUGAGCUCAGACGAGUUCAUAACGCGUGUGGCUGGUUACUACCGAACGACUUUCUCCGGAGACGUUAUAACGGCGUUAUUGUUUAGGACGAACAAGAAGACCUAUGGGCCUUAUGGAAACCUAACACGAAACUUCUUUUCUGCUGACGCACCGAGAAACAACCAAAUCGCUGGAUUUCUAGGAAAUAGUGGAAGUGCACUCAACUCCAUCAACGUUCAUUUUGCUCCCAUUCCUCCCCCUGGUAGCAUUAAACCAAAACCUGUUGGCCCCGGAACAGGCGACGCUGGAAGCGGUCAACCUGCUAGCCCAGGAACCGGUGAUGCGGGAGGUGGUCCAAAACCUGGUGGUCCCGGAACCGGUGAAAACGGAGCCGGCACUAAACCUAGUGGUCCCGGAACCGGUGAAAACGGAGCCGGCACUAAACCUAAUGACCUUGGAACCGGGGCAGAUGGAGAAGGUACUAAACCUGGUGGCUCUGGAACCGGCGAAGACGGAGCCGGUACAAAACCUGGUGGCCUUGAGACAGGAGAAGACGGAGCCGGUACUAAACCUGGUGGCCACGGAACCGGCGAAGACGGAGCUGGUACUAAACCUGUUGGCUCUGGAACUGGUAACGAUGGAGGCGGUCCUAGACCUGUUAUCCCUGGAAAGAUGGGACCCCUUGGUGGUGACAAGGGAAAUGAAUUCGACGAUGUUGGUUUUGAUGGUGUGAAGAAAAUAACUGUGGGAGCAGAUGAAUUCAGUGUAACUUAUAUCAAGAUCGAAUACAUAAAGGACGGAAAAGUUGAAAUACGUGAACACGGGACUAAUCGCGGGCAACUAAAAGAGUUUUCGGUGGAUUAUCCAAAUGAUAACAUCGUGGCCGUUGGUGGAAGCUACGAUCAUAUUUUCACAUAUGAUACAACGCUUAUCACAUCGCUAUACUUCACAACCUCCAGGGGUUUUACCUCUCCAUUAUUCGGUGAGAAGACAGGAACAGAUUUCGAGUUCCAAGGUGAAAAUAAAGGAAAGCUUCUCGGGUUCCAUGGACGUGCUGGGCAUGCUAUUGAUGCCAUCGGAGCUUACUUCCACACUGGUUCACAAGGUGGCCAGGGAGCUGGUUCACAAGGUGGCCAGGGAGCUGGUUCACAAGGUGGCCAGGGAGGUGACCCCGGAAAAGGUGGUCCUAGACCUGUUGUCCCCGGAAAGAUGGGACCCUUAGGUGGUGCCAAGGGAAAUGAAUUCGAUGAUGUUGGUUUUGAUGGUGUGAAGAAAGUAACUGUGGGAGCAGAUGAAUUCAGUGUAACUUAUAUCAAGAUCGAAUACAUAAAGGACGGAAAAGUUGAAAUACGUGAACACGGGACAAAUCGCGGGCAACUAAAAGAGUUUUCGGUGGAUUAUCCAAAUGAUAACAUCGUGGCCGUUGGUGGAAGCUACGAUCAUAUUUUCACAUAUGAUACAACGCUUAUCAAAUCGCUAUACUUCACAACCUCCAGGGGGUUUACCUCUCCAUUAUUCGGUGAGAAGACAGGAACAGAUUUCGAGUUCCAAGGUGAAAAUAGAGGAAAGCUUCUCGGGUUCCAUGGACGUGCUGGCUAUGCUAUUGAUGCCAUUGGAGCUUACUUCCACACCGGUUCACAAGGCGGUGAGGGAGGUGACCCCAGCAAAGGUGGUCCUAAACCUGUAGUACCCGUAAAGAUGGGACCCCUAGGUGGUGACAGGGGAAACGAAUUCAACGAUGUUGGUUUCGAUGGUGUGAAGAGAGUAGCUGUGGCAGCUGAUGAAUUCAGUGUAACCUACAUCAAGAUCGAAUACGUAAAGGAUGGAAAAGUUGAAAUCCGUGAGCACGGGACAAGUCGAGGGCAAGUAAAAGAGUUUUCGGUGGAUUAUCCAAAUGAUAACUUCACGGCAGUUGGUGGAAGCUACGAUCAUAUAUUCACAUAUGAUACAACACUUAUCACAUCAUUAUACCUCACAACCUCAAGAGGAUUUACCUCUCCUUUAUUCGGUGAGAUGAAGGGAACAGAAUUCGAGUUCAAAGGUGAAAAUGGAGAAAAGCUUAUUGGAUUCCAUGGACGUGCUGGUCAUGCUAUUGAUGCUAUUGGGGCCUACUUCGACACUGGUUCUAAACCGGGCGGCGACUCAAACAGUGGAAAAGGAACUGACAGCGGUUCUAGUACUAAAGACAGUGGAAAAGGAACUGACAGCGGUUCUAGUACUAAAGACAGUGGAAAAGGAACUGACAGCGGUUCUAGUACUCAAGACAGUGGAAAAGGAUCUGACAGCGGUUCUAGUACUCAAAGACUGGAGGCACAAGGAGGCAAGGGAGGCAAUCAAUGGGAUGACGGAGGCGAUUACGACGGUGUGACAAAGAUACAUGUUGCAGUUGGUCGAGGGAUUGAGCAAAUCAGCUUCGAGUAUGUCAAGAACGGACAGACAAAGGAAGGACCCGCCCGUGGUGUGAGGGGAAGGAGAUCUACCAUUGGAACGUUUGAGAUAAGUCAUCCCAACGAGUAUCUUAUUUCCGUGAAGGGUUGGUCAGAUUCAUCCAACAAAAUUGCGGGAAUUCAAUUCAAAACCAACACAAAGACUUCAAAGUAUUAUGGAUUUGAAAAACUUCCUGGAGAAGAAAGUACAGACAUUUUACUUGAAGUGAAAGACAAGAAGAUCGUCGGUUUUCAUGGCUUCGCGGACUCUCACGUCAAUGCUCUUGGAGCUUAUAUCGCUCCAGCAGCCAACUGAAAACUUUGUUGGGUUUGUUUCUUGCUUUCCGUGUGAAUAAAGUUACAUCAGAGUCAUACUUGUGGAUUUGUCACUUCGAGCAGGGCCGGCUUAGGCAUAGGGGCAAGGUCCACAAUUUACUUGAGCCGGCCCUGACUUCGAGGUGGCAUGGGCUAUGUUUUUUGUUUGUGUCUCAGUGUAACUUUUGUGUUUCAGUGUGAUGUUUGUGUAGUCACUUGUAGGGUUUGUUUCUUGAUUUUCUUAUAAAUAAAGGAUGUGUCUGUUUAUUUUCA